AUGAUAUCGGUUGGUGGACCGAAUUUGGGAUCGUCUGUGAUUGGAGCCUUUGGGACGCAGGCGGGACACGCCAGCGGCAGUGCACCUGCUGCCGGUGAGUACCUGCCAUGGCCCAAUCUAGACAGGGAACAUGCUACGGCCAAAUGUAAGUACGUGACAAGGAGACAUAUGUUGGGCGAUGGUCAUUUCAGCGUUGUAAAAGAGUGUAUGAAUGUGCACACAAGGGACCUAUUUGCAAUGAAGCUGGUCCAUAAGAAUAUGGUCAAGGGCAAGCUACAGUUGAUACAGCGCGAGGUCAAAUUACUGAGAGUGAUCACUGAUAAGGUCAGAUCACUUGAGAAAAGGAACUAUUCGAGUCUUGAUGUUUUUGAAGGCCAUCACCACGUUCUGCAGCUAUUUGAUUUUUUUGAGACUUCGGAAAGCAUUGCGCUGAUCACGCAGCUCUGUGAUAAGGGCGACCUAUACGAAAAGAUAAUCAACGAAAAGACCUUGGAUCUUCAAUUGCAGGUAAAGCCGUACUGUGCUUGUUUGUUGAGUGUUUUGGAGUUUUUACACUCCAAUAACAUAGUCCAUAGAGAUUUGAAGGCGGAGAACGUUCUUUUUAGGUUAAGAGUUAAUAACAACGAACCCAACGAGCAUCAUGGUAAUUUCAAAUACGAUGACAGGUCGCACGACCUGAUCUUGGCAGAUUUUGGUUUAGCCGCUCAAGUUGACGUGAAGAGUAAUACUAACGCUCUGAAAGAGUAUGUUGGUACAAUCUCGUACAUUGCACCUGAGAUUGUUCUUUGUAGGGGUAUUGGCGAUAUGUCGCGUGAAAAGAUGGAUAGAAUCCCAAAAUAUGGCUGUCCAGUGGACGUUUGGGCAUUGGGAGUCCUGACAUAUUUCAUGGCUUGCGGUUACACACCAUUUGAUUGUGAAACUGAUGAGGAAACCUUAGAGUGCAUUUCAAAAGUGGACUACUAUAUCGAUGAAGAAAUGCAAGCUGAUCCCAAAAUGGCAGAUUUCUGGAGCUUUGUACAAUCCUGCUUUAUUGGUGAUGCUGAGAAAAGGCCCAAAGCAGAGAUGCUGAAGCAUCAUCCAUUCGUAAGAGACUUUUUUGCAACUUCUGCACCGGAGGAGAAAAGAGAUAUUUUCCCAACAAUGUUGCGUAGAACCGGGUCGACUUCAUCAUUGCACUCUUUGAAACAACCUUCCAGAUCAUCAUCUUCAAGCACUAUCGCACUGUUAUCACUGAAAAAUUCAGCUUCUCCUUCGCUAGUUUACCCCGCUAACAUAGCAGAGACUCCCAAACGUCUUGACACGAGAGUGAAUUCUCGCGAGAGAAAUUUGCAGCAGGUUAGAGAAACUCUAAGGAAAACUUUGUCCAUGACUUCUUUGAAAAAUGAAGGCAGCCACUCCUCUACCAUUGGCUCAAAACUCAACUCAACAUUUAUCCUAGAGCCUAAACCUCCAGUGAAUUCUUUGAUGAAUGGUUGUUUUAGCACUACCCCUGAGUCUAAAUCAAACUUUGGAACGCCUGGAUCUCUUUCUAGGCAGAGUUCUGAGAAUAGUAUUUUACUCUCUACUGACACAAGCAUGACUUCUCACGAAAAUUUGAAUGAGAAGCUGCACAGCUAUCAGCAAAGUAGAAAAAUUGACAGUUAUGUUGGUAGCAAAGAGAAUCGCUUAAACAAUCGUCACGACGGUGCCAGAGUAGAUGAUAAUGGUGACGGCGACGACGACGACGACGACGACGACGAUGACGAUAUGGGUAUUGUAAUAUAG
Messenger RNA from Zygotorulaspora mrakii, 1764 nucleotides. It is a transcript of the gene TDA1, whose product is annotated as protein kinase TDA1. Gene Ontology annotation, molecular function: ATP binding; calcium/calmodulin-dependent protein kinase activity; calmodulin binding. The record is from RefSeq and is a predicted model, not a curated record. The transcript has a single exon. The coding region runs from base 1 to 1764 and encodes 587 amino acids. NCBI's taxonomy places the organism in Eukaryota, Fungi, Ascomycota, Saccharomycetes, Saccharomycetales, Saccharomycetaceae. Gene Ontology annotation, biological process: cellular response to oxidative stress; protein phosphorylation.